This is a messenger RNA of Carassius carassius (crucian carp), 5047 nucleotides long. Its product is annotated as potassium channel subfamily K member 9-like. Gene Ontology annotation, cellular component: membrane. The record is from RefSeq and is a predicted model, not a curated record. NCBI's taxonomy places the organism in Eukaryota, Metazoa, Chordata, Actinopteri, Cypriniformes, Cyprinidae. The transcript is spliced from 2 exons. Gene Ontology annotation, molecular function: potassium ion leak channel activity. Gene Ontology annotation, biological process: stabilization of membrane potential; potassium ion transmembrane transport. Bases 481 to 1962 code for a protein of 493 amino acids.
GCCCAUCCAUCCGUCCAUCCACGCCUUACCGGCGAAACAGAUGGGGACGUUCGCGCUCGGACCUGUUGUUCAUAGGAUCAUCAACCUCAGCGUUUCGGCAAAGCCGCGGGAAUAAGUGAGUUUCUCCUGGAUUGGAUCACGUUUGGAGCAUCAGUCGUGCGCUGCGCGUCUCCGCCGCUCAUCAAAUGAUGCUGCUGCGUGUUCACGGGUCCUCCUCCGGUACCACCGGCAUUACUCACGCACCGGCGGAGUGAGAACAGCUGAAGAUGAUCCUCAGAUAAACAGGUCGGGGAAACUUUUUCUGUAAGAUGUUCUGGGCAGUUUGGAUAUCUGAUGGCCACGACGAUGAGUUUGUUUAACCGCAACGAAAAGGAAAUUUAACAGGUGCGUAAUUGAAACUCGAGCAUGAAUCCCAGUAGCUUCUGGCGCCUUCUCCAGUUCGGAAGCUCUUUGGAGAUCACGCGGGGAGCGCGCUAGUUGAUGGCACUGCGCGCCGGAAGGACUUUGCUGUGGUUCGGGCAGGUUUUGCGCAGAGUUUCGCGGCUGCAGGGCUUGUGGUCUCGGCGCUCCAGCAGUCUGCUGUGUCUCUCCACCAGCCAGGACCACGAUCAAGGGACCUGUUACAACCGCAACCGGUGUCCGAAGACGCAGCAGCAGCAACAGCAGCACUGCCCAUAUCCGCCCUUUCCAGACUGCUGCUGCGCCUUCCCGGGGGAUAAGAGGGGACAUGAACCCCUCAGCCGGCGAUUCCUGGUGGCCAUGAAGAGGCAGAACGUGCGGACGCUGUCCCUGAUCGUCUGCACGUUCACCUACCUGCUGGUCGGGGCCGCGGUGUUUGACGCGCUCGAGUCGGACUUCGAGAUGCGGGAUAAGGAGCAGCUGGAGGCUGAGGAGAAGCGCCUUCAGGGCAAGUACAACAUCAGUGAGGAUGACUAUAAAAAGCUGGAGACCAUCAUCAUGGAGGCCGAGCCGCACAGAGCAGGGGUCCAGUGGAAAUUUGCAGGGUCCUUUUACUUUGCCAUCACUGUCAUAACCACUAUAGGUUAUGGCCACGCGGCUCCAGGCACAGAUGCUGGAAAGGCAUUCUGCAUGUUUUAUGCAGUGCUUGGGAUCCCUCUGACGCUGGUGAUGUUCCAAAGCCUUGGCGAGAGGAUGAACACCUUUGUGAAGUACAUGCUGAAGCGCAUCAAAAAGUGCUGCGGGAUGCGCAUCACAGAAGUCUCCAUGGAGAACAUGGUGACUGUGGGCUUCUUCUCCUGCAUGGGAACGCUCUGCAUCGGCGCGGCAGCUUUCUCCCACUACGAGGACUGGAGUUUCUUUCAGUCCUAUUACUAUUGUUUCAUAACACUCACCACCAUCGGGUUCGGGGAUUUUGUGGCCCUGCAGAAGAACAAAGCUUUGCAGAGAAAGCCCCUCUAUGUGGCGUUCAGCUUCAUGUACAUCCUAGUGGGGCUGACGGUCAUCGGGGCCUUUCUCAACCUGGUGGUCCUUCGCUUCCUGACCAUGAACAGCGAGGAUGAGCGGCGGGAUGCCGAGGAGAGGGCUUCCUUGGCGGGGAACCGCAGUAGCAUGAUCAUACACAUCCAGGAGGACACACUGCAGAGGAGUCGACGGAGACGAGAACAGCAGCAGCAGCGCUACAGAUCUGAGGUCACCGAUCUCCAGUCCGUUUGCUCCUGCAUGCACUACCAUUCGCACGAGUUUGGGAGCUCGGUCGGCCUCGGGUUGGGAAUUGGAGGAGGAAGCAGUGGGGGCGCAUUUCCGCACCAGAACUCAUUCGGCUCCCAGUUGAGCCCACAUCAGUACCAUCACUACCACUCGACGGUGUCCUACCGCAUAGAGGAGAUCUCGCCAAGCACGCUGAAAAACAGCAUCCUUCCCUCCCCCAUCAGCUCCGUCUCGCCCGGGCUGCACAGCUUCACGGAAAACCUCCGGCUGAUGAGACGACGCAAGUCCAUCUGAGAACCGACAGCAACCGCUGAACACACAUAUCCAAUGCUGCUGCUCUACCAAACCUCAUUACGCCACUUUUCUCGUCAUUUUCUGGCUGAUUUCGGACCAGCAGGACAUUUGAUCGCUCGGUGGAUAUAUUGGAACUUUGUUUAAAAGCAUGAAGCAUGGAUAUCUAUUUUUGCAGGAAACGCCUGGGCCUUCUUCGUCCUUUUGAGCAGCACCCAAAUGGAUUUGGAUAUACUACUACCAUCCUGAUAUCUUGUCAGAUGAUGCACACUUGCAUUUUGAAUAAUACAGAAGGAAAUAGAUAUAUAUAAUUUUUUAAGGGACAUAUGAAAAUGUGUGUUUUAUCAAACAGUAAGCAACCUCUGGUUCUUUCUUGAGAUUCAAGUGCCACACCACUGAAGGAGAAAUAACGAUAAAACUGAUUUGAAAAGGACUACGCAGUAUCAGGUAUUGUUUUCUAUAAGCAAUUCUAUUUAAGAAAAAUUGACAUUGAUGCACAUCAUGCCAAAAUAUUGUUGCCAACCAUAGCAUGUGCAUUAGUUGCCGUUUGAUGUGCGUCAUUGUUUCCGUUAGCCUUUUUGUUUUUCGUUUCUGUUCGUUUCAAUUCGAUCUAAGGUUUUCUGUAAAUUAUACAUGUAUGUAUAGACUUUCCAAGUGUGUUAUAUUUUGAGGUGACAGAUGAGUGACAGCAAAAGUCGGUUGUGAGAGGAAAAUAAUUGCAUGUGCUUUGUUUAAACUGGUAUGCGUUUACUGUAAUGAGGCAAAGCGAUAGCACUGGAUCCAAUAUUAAAAGCAAAUAAUCCUUUAAAAAGUGUUUUUUUUUAAAUGAAAGUCGAACUACACAUCCACUAAAACAGGGCCUCACAAAUGGGAACGUAAAGGCAUUGCGGAUGAUUGUUAUUCAUUGUUAUUUUAUAUAAACAACAGCACGACUAUUAUUCCAUUGUGAACAAUCAGUGUAUAAUGUAUGCUAACCCUAGCAAUGAUUGCUUUAUUCUCGCCAAUAAUCAUGGCAUUUAUUUGAAUGAGACUUAUUUAAAUGCAUCAAUAAAGACAGUUAUUUAUGUAUUUUACACUUUAAUGAUGUCUUUAGAGAAUGCCCUGCAAAUGAGAUGAACCUCAUAGGCCUAAGAAUUGCUCUGAUGUUGAUUGAAAAACAUAGUGCACCUCUAUUAGGAACAGUCUGGAUGUACUCAACAGUUCUCAUUCUCUGCUUGCGGUAGGGUGUUUUUUUUUUUUUUUACUAACCAAAUUGCAUCUCUGAUAUAACCACAAUCAUGUCACUCUUUGCUUUUAAACUAAACCUAUUCAACUCUUUUACUAGGUCUUACUGUAUCCUGGAUGUUAUAUCUGAGUAUCUGUGUUACAGUUAGGAUCAUCCAAUAAACCAGAGUUGGAGUCAAGACCAGACUCUACAAUAUAUAGACCAAGACUUGACGCUCUGAGGCCCAGAACCACACUAAUACCUGUCCAAGUAAUGAACUAAAAUAGGAAAAAAGCUAAAUUUAUUGCAGCGUACACAUUGUGCAGUGGCUAAAUAGCCAUUCAAAGCCAUAGAAGUUUUGUUAAUGUUCUGUUAUCAAUAAGGCACCUUUGUUGAAUGUGGCUAUCGUCUUUGGUAUGUAAGUUGACUCAUUUUUAGUCUCUAAACACAGCUGAAAUCUGGACCUAGAUGGAGCAAUGCAACAUUUAUGUGGUCUGGAUUGGUCUUCAAGACCCCAACUCUGAUAAUAACAAACCAAUAAAAUAACAUUGCAAAUACCAUUUUUUUUUUUUUAUGGAUGUAGAAGGCUGUAACUAUUGUCUUUCUUUUUUUUCUUGAUAAGAUUUGACAUCCAUUUCGUUUAACCAGUUUUAAUUGAGAGCUGGUCUCUAAUUUCAGUUCUGUUGACCAAAUAAAUCAGAAGCGGUUAGAGUGGUGAAGUUUUUAUCUAAAUGAUAAAGAUUUUUAGGCAGACGACCAAUUAUAAAUUAGAUUAAAUGUGACACAAAAAGCAUGAAUCAGUUAUUUAUAAAAUAGCCAAACAUUUCAGGUGGUAGGACUGGACCCUUGACAAUGUUUUUUUUUUUUUUUUUAUAAAUCUUGAAUAAUUGUCUUGAUGUGGAUCACUGAGGUAUGCAAAGCCCAAAGUGCCCACUAAAGUAAUUCGGUUUCAGACAAGACUAAUUAAUGAGAGAAAUUCCCGAUGGACUCCGGCGCUCCCGUGCACUCUUUUAGUCAAUUUCCAAGUCUGCCAGCAGGAAGCAGUUUCAGGCUCAAAAAGCUCACCAUUCUAAUCCCAAUCAACUUGACGUCUGACAUUCUGGAUUUCACAGCAUAUGUUGCAGCACUCAUGUAAAUUUAUGUAAAUCGCUACCAUUUUAUAAUAUUGUACAGUGCAUAUAUUGUAAGUAGUUAUAUCCUUGAUAAAUUACAAAGGCAUAUUUUAAACUCAGACGCAUUCACAUUUUUACAGCAUUCAGCAUACUGUAUGUGCCUUGAAGGGGUAUCUUUCAAAUGUGGAGUUUGUAUUUCAUUAAGGCACAUACUUGAAUUCAUAUUCAGAUAUAGAAGCAAACUAAUUAAAAUACUUCAUUGUCAAAGCAAAAGCUCCCCAUGUAUUCACAUGGAAAACCAAAGCAACUGAUCCUCACGAAUGCCGCCGCCGCCCAAACAAUGCACAAGUAUGUAUUUUAGCAUAAACACUGUCUGAAAUAUGUUAAUUGUUUCACUAGCACAACAAAAAGCUUUAUUUUCCACUUUUUAUUGGUUGUCACUUUAACCAAUGUAUGUACAUGAUGGUUCCUGGGGUCAGGACAGAGUAACAUGUAUUUAACAUCAAUAAACUGUCCUUGCAUUCUCUAUGUAAUAGCCUGAUGAUAAUUUCUCAAACAGAUGAGUUUGUAUGUUUGGAUUAGAUGAAAAUGUAAUAAUUUUAUGAUUGGCAACACAAACAAAUAAAUCAUAUGUAUCAAAAUUCUUUGUAUAUGUAUCAAAAACUUUACUUAAUUUAUAAGAAAUAUAUAGAUAUAGAAAUGUCAUGUAAUAAUUAUUAUAUUAAACUGCAAAUUAUUAUUAUUAUUAUGGGGCAACCUGAUUUAAAGGAAU